Eruca vesicaria subsp. sativa (arugula) is the source of this 1487-nucleotide messenger RNA. Lineage: Eukaryota; Viridiplantae; Streptophyta; Magnoliopsida; Brassicales; Brassicaceae. The record is from the annotation of a GenBank genome assembly.
AAUCACUGUGUUUCAAAACAAGCUUUCUCUCUCUCACCCACCAAUAGCGAAAAAUAAAAUCUUUCAUCUUCUUUCACUUUUUUUGAUUCAAUACUCGUGUUAAAUCUCAGAAGUUUUAUUUCUAGAGCAAUCUCUUCUCAACAAACUCAGAAACUUUCCUUAAUUCACAAGUUCUUAUUCAUUUUAAAUUCCUUUUUUUUUUUUUUCAUUUUGAUGCGAAGAUAGAGAAAAAUGGAUGAAUAUAUGGAUCUUCGACCACUUAAGUACACAGAGCACAAAACAUCAAUCACUAAAUACACCAACAAUACUUCACCGUUAAAAAACAUCUCCGGCGAAACUCGACCAGGCUCAGUGAGACUCGUUAGUGUAUUUGUGACCGAUCCUUAUGCAACCGAUUCAUCAAGUGACGAAGAAGAAGACUUCCUCUUCCCUCACCGGCGAGUCAAGAGAUUCGUUAACGAGAUCAAAGUUGAGCCAGGCUGUAACAACGUCAAUACCACCAGAGUUUCUAUGAAGGAAAGGAUAAGACUCUCCGUUGAGACUCAGUCUCCGGCGGCUUCAAAUCGUAACCGUUCUCUCAAAGUCUCAAUCCCCUCCGCCCAAAAUGGGAGGAAGUUCCGCGGUGUUAGACAACGGCCAUGGGGGAAAUGGGCGGCUGAGAUUCGAGAUCCGGAGCAGCGUCGGAGGAUUUGGCUUGGUACUUUCGAGACGGCGGAGGAAGCUGCUGUGGUUUAUGAUAACGCUGCUAUUAGACUCCGUGGACCGGACGCGUUAACCAACUUCUCUGUACGGCCUCAGUCUCAAGAAGAAGGAGAAGAACUGGAACAACCGGUUAUUGAUAAACCAGAAAGCAUCAUUACAACGACAACAACAACAUCGAGUUCUGAAUCAACAGAAGAUUUUCAACAUAUUUCAUCUCCGACAUCGGUUCUCAUUAUCCAAGCAUCCGAAGAAAUGCAACAAAUACAGCAGCCGUUUAAACCAGCUAAACCGGAACCAGAGAGUUCAGAUGCACCAUGGUGGCAUACCGGUUCAAGUGAAUCCGAUGAUUCGUUUCCAUUGGAUACCCCAUUUCUAGACAACUAUUUCAACGAAUCUCCACCGGAUAUUUCAAUAUUCGAUCAACCAAUGGGUCAAGUAUUUUCAGGAAAUGAUGAUAUCUUUGGUGAUAUGUUCUUGGGUGGUCAAAGUAUUAUGAACAUUGAAGAUGAGUUUACAUCGUCCAGUAUCAAAGAUAUCGGUUCAAUGUUCAGUGACUUUGAUGAUUCUUUGAUAUCAGAACUAUUAGUGGUUUAAUAUCAUGAGUGACGAGAAGCUAAGAAGAAACAAACCACCAGCAAAUAUCUAUGGUGCUACUGAGAAAUUUUGAUGUUUUUAAUUAUUUAAUGAGCUUUUAUAGAUUUAACAAUUUAGUUUUGUCAGGAGACUGUAAAACAGUUUUGGAGAAAUAGUGGCAAAUUGUUAAUGCAUUUGUUCUUAUUUAUUAA